Rhinopithecus roxellana (golden snub-nosed monkey) is the source of this 761-nucleotide messenger RNA. RefSeq names its product thymosin beta-15A. The record is from RefSeq and is a predicted model, not a curated record. NCBI's taxonomy places the organism in Eukaryota, Metazoa, Chordata, Mammalia, Primates, Cercopithecidae. Gene Ontology annotation, biological process: regulation of cell migration; actin filament organization. Gene Ontology annotation, molecular function: actin monomer binding. The transcript is spliced from 4 exons. The coding region runs from base 212 to 349 and encodes 45 amino acids. Gene Ontology annotation, cellular component: cytoplasm.
AGGGCUGGGGCGGCGCCUGCUACAGGGCUUAGUACUGCAGGGCUCUGCGCGGGAACGCUAACCUGGUGCGGAGCGAGCCUGGGUGUCAGCCCAGCGUACGGCCUUUCACGAGUCUUCAAGCUUUCAGCACUUUGGGAGGCCGAGGUGGGCAGAUGACUUGAGGCCGGGAGUUCGAGACCAGCCUGGCCAACAUGGCUUUCUUCUAGUCAAGAUGAGUGAUAAACCAGACUUGUCGGAAGUGGAGAAGUUUGACAGGUCAAAACUGAAGAAAACUAAUACUGAAGAAAAAAAUACUCUUCCCUCAAAGGAAACUAUCCAGCAGGAGAAAGAGUGUGUUCAAACAUCGUAAAAUGGGGAUCUCCUCCAAAGAGCAGAUUUCAACAUUGCCUGACAGUCUUGGUUUUAGGCUUGUUUUUUUUGUAACUCUAUGUGUUUGUAAAGAUUUCAGACAUCUUCUGAUUUCUUCUCACCUAUAUUCCCUGGCUAAGAGGUCAGGGGUAGUGAAUGUUUCCUUAAAUUCCUUUCUAAACUUCGGAUUGGUAUAUAAAUUCCAAAUGGCAGAUGCUGUCAAUAAUCUUGCCAUUGAUGACCUUUGUGUACGUAGUCCUUGCACCUCAUACAGGAUAAGCCAAUUUUAACUUUCUACAAUGGGUGCCUCAGUUGUUUCAUAAUCUUCAUGAAGCUGCAUCAUUUAGCAGCUUAUAGUUUAUUUUCACUUCCAAUGUAGCAAUAAAAUAAUAAAUAUUAUCGUUAUUGUGUGA